CGCUGCUAGCUGACGAAAUUGUUGACAAGAGAUUAAAAGCCGCAAAAAAGGGAGUGACAGCUAGGUUACAAACAAAAUAUUUUCUUUCCAAUAUUUUUCCACUUUAAGUUUACAUCAUUACAAAUGGCUAAAAACACUUCAAGUUCUGCCUUUCGCAAGAUUGAUGUUGACCAAUAUAAUGAAGACAACUACAAAGAGGAUGAUUGUGGUGAAUCACAGUCGCCUCCGGUCGGACCAGAUGAGAAAGAAAUUACCAACUUUAUCAAUCAGGGGAAGAACAUUGAAGCCCUGAAGACAGUCUUGAGGAACGCACCCAUCUCAUCACGGAAUCAGAUGGUCAAGGAUGCAGCCCUGAAUGUAGUAAUGCAAGUACUGCUCUCCAUGAAAUCUUCCCAGAUAGAGGAGGCAGUUAAUGCCCUUGAUCGUGAUCAACUUGAUAUCCUGAUGAAGUAUAUUUACAGAGGCUUUGAAACACCAUCAGAAGGUUCUAGCGGCCAGUUGCUGGCAUGGCACGAAAAAGUCCACGCUGUUGCUGGAGUCGGUUGCAUUGUUAGAGUUCUAACCGACAAGAAAUGAGUGUGAACAACCUAUCCUUUCUGCUGUCUUUAUAUAUAGAACAUUUUAAUACAUGUCCAUCUUCCUUAACUCAAAA
This is a messenger RNA of Daphnia carinata, 652 nucleotides long. It is a transcript of the gene Arpc5, whose product is annotated as actin-related protein 2/3 complex subunit 5-B-like. Gene Ontology annotation, cellular component: cytoplasm; Arp2/3 protein complex; actin cytoskeleton. Bases 124 to 576 code for a protein of 150 amino acids. The record is from RefSeq and is a predicted model, not a curated record. Lineage: Eukaryota; Metazoa; Arthropoda; Branchiopoda; Diplostraca; Daphniidae. The transcript is spliced from 3 exons. Gene Ontology annotation, biological process: cell migration; regulation of actin filament polymerization; Arp2/3 complex-mediated actin nucleation. Gene Ontology annotation, molecular function: actin filament binding.